UCUACAACUUUAUGACAUUAACUUAUUACUUCAAUUUCACAAUUAGAACCUAACAAAGUAAUUAAAACAAAAAUGGAAAGAAUAAGAAAGAAUUAUAAGACAGAAGAGAAGAAGAGAGAUCACGAGCUUGAUAAUGGAGUUCGCUCAAUAUGAGCUACAUCUCCGGGUCCGCUUCUCAAAGUAGGGCUGCUUUAUUGAUGACACCAAGCAUUAAUCGCCUUAUUACAUCAUCCAAGCUUUUAACCUGCACCAAAAGUUCUCUUAUAGACUCCUCUUGCACCUAAAGACACUCGACUAAGAUCUUCCUAAGUUCUGCUCUCCCACCCAAAUUAAGGUUGUGCCUCCUAGGCGAAGAGUGGCUAUUUGGAUCUUCGAAGCAUCAUCGGUAAACCUCUGGAUCCUGCAAUAAACUUCAAGUUGUUUUAUCCAAUCAUCAAGUUUCUCUGCAUUCACUUCUCCAUUAUACGUUGGCAAUUCAAAUUUAACAUGAAGCUUUAACAAAGGUGAAUUAGAUUCUAGUUUCACAGGUUGUUGCUUCUUUGAAAAACAAGUAGAUGAAGAAGAUGAAGAGGAUGGAGAUGGAGGUUCAAGAGGGUCACUACCACCUCCUACUCCUUUACAUUUGUCAUCUUUUGUAGAGGAUUCACCUUCCUCCUUCUUUCUUUCCUUGCCUUCCUUUUUCCUCUUCAUGUCCUUCUACAACUCUUCAACCAUCAUCUUCAUGUAUAGGAACGCUUUACAAAAUUGUUUUUUAUUCUCAAUGAGUUCAGGAUUAACAAAUUUUCCUUCUUCCGGUUGUGCCAUGGUUGAUCUUCGAGUAUGUUGUCUUGAUAUGAUCUCUGGAUUAAACUCUUCAAGUGCACCUUCUCCUUGCUUUAAUUUCAACCUGGUUAACAUCCACCACUUGCAAGUUUUUUUGUUAUACUACUCUAACACCAACUUGAUAUGUAAUCAAAGCUUACAAAUUAAAUUAUGCUUAAUUCAAAUUACAGAUGUAUCUCGAUUGCAAACGGAAUUGUGUGGCUAUGUCUUUUAACCAUUGAAAUACAGAGUUAGGUUCACUUAAUCAGCUAUAACUUUAUGACAUUAACUAAUUACUUCAAUUUCACAAUUAAAACUUAAUGAAGGAAUUAAAACAAAAAUGGAAAGAAUAAGAGAGAAUUAUAAGACGUAAGAAAAGAAGAGAGAUCACAAGCUUGAUAACGGAGUUCGCUCAAUAUGAGCUACAUCUCUGGGUCUGCUUCUCAUUGUAGGAUAGCUUUAUUGAUGACACCAAACAUUAAUCACCUGAUUAUAUCAUCCAAGCUUUUAACCUACACCAAAAGUUCUCUCACAAUAUCCUCUUGCACCUAAAGACACUCGCGUACUCUCCUGCUUAGGUUAGGCUUCAAUUGCCUCUUAACCCAGUUACACUAGAAGGUAUUACAUUUUGACAAAUGUCUUUGUGCUUACAAAAAUCAUCAAGACUUCUAUUCUCCAAUUUCCUCUCAAAUGAAAUUCUAAGUCUCCAAUAUCAAGACAGUCCAGUUUCUUAUGUUGUAUUAUACUCCGGCGUAUAGACAUUUCCUUCAAUAAAAAGUUUUUAAAUUUAUAAUUGAAAAAAAAAUCUCAAUUACUAACAACCCCAUUUUAAUUACAUUUUUGUUUUUGCUUUUCCUAUAUUCAGUGAUCUGAAGAAGCUGUGUGAUGAUGUCGUGUCUGCCGUGGUUAAGGAAAAGCAAAAGAGAAAAAUUCUUUUCCAAGUUGCAAAAUAUGAGGUAGGACUUGAUGAGCUUGUGAAAGAUUUCUACAGCCAUUGCCAGAGAAAUGGACAGAUGAGAGAUAAAAUAAUUGGCAUCUUUGGAAUGGGAGGGUCUGGCAAGACCACUCUCGCCAAAUAUUUGUUCAAUCACAAACAUUCAGAAUUUAGUGGAUCAACUAGUUUGUUUGAUGUGCGGGAAAACCAUGUCAAAGGUAAACUGACUUCUCUGCAAAGUAAGCUUAUCAAUGAUCUGGGAGGGGAAAUAAAUCAUCAUAAUGAUUUGGAAGGAAAAAGGAAUCAGCAUAAAUUUCGUAGUACAGAAGAUGGAAUUGCUGUUAUCAAGGAUUACCUUCAAAAAAGCUCAGAAUUAAAGUUCCUUGUGCUUCUAGACGAUGUUGAUCAUCAGACUCAGUUAGAUGCCCUAUUGCCCACAGAUGCUCUCAAUCACAAUAGUUUGGUGAUUGUCACAACCCGGGACGAGAGGCUUCUUAUAAAGGCCGGAGUCAGAGUCCGUUAUAAGAUGAUGGAAAUGAAUCAACAGCAUAGCAGAGAGCUCUUCUGCUGGCAUGCGUUUCAUAGAAAAUCUUGUAAAAGUGAAUUUGAUAAUUUGGUAGACAGCUUUGUCAAAGUGUGUGGAGGAUUACCACUUGCUCUUCAAGUAAUGGGCGGGCAUGUUUUUGGCAGUGACAAAGCUUAUUGGAAGUUACAAUUAAAUGUUGCUAAGGAGGCAAGAGUACACAAAGACAUAAAACAUAAGCUUAAGAUAAGCUAUGAUGCUCUGGAAGAGGAUGAGAAACAGAUAUUUAUGGAUGUAGCAUGCUUUUUCAUAGGGGAAGAUGUGAACAGGGCCAAAAGUAUAUGGAGGGCUUCAGGGUGGAGAGCUGAACAUGGACUUCAGACUCUCAAGGACAGAUGCCUUGUUGAAGUGGAAACUUGUUUAGAAAUGAAGGACUAUUCGAAAUGCCAUUAUGAGCCAGGAUUUAAAUUGAGAAUGCAUGACCACCUCCGUGACUUAGGGAGAGAAAUGGCAGAUAAUGAAACGAGCCAUCCUCGUCGGCUGUGGCGUCCUGAAGAUCGUAUUGAUAUUAGCGAAUUCGAGGGAAUCCAAGACACCCAUCCUGACUCCAAAGGAAAAAGUUUCAGAUGUUUCGCGCGUGACCUUAUACGUGCUGAAGCUCUUGAUAUAACAUAUUUUCUGGGGAGUUCAAAGGCAUCAACUUCUUUACAAUGCCUUCAACUUGAGCCUAUGUACUCUUUAAGUCGUCAAAGAGUAUUAACUAUUCCUGAAUGGAUUCCUCUACAGAAUUUGCACACUUUAAGUCUUCAAAGAGUAUUACCUACGAUAUUGAGGCAAAGGGAUGACCAGGUUCCAGUCAAGUUGAAAGAGCUAUACUGCAACUUUUAUCCUCCGAUAUAUUUAAGCUUCAAUCAUGAUGUGCUUAUGACACAUUUAAACGAACUAGUGAGUUCUUUCGGAACGCUCAAACAUCUGGAGAAUUUGCACCUAAAAUUUAAAACUCUUUUCUCAAACUUGAAUAUCGAAUGGAAUUUGUUGCUGAAAUCUGUAAGAGAACUCACCAAUCUGAAAACUUUAAAGCUGGCAUCGUUUGCUGCUGUAGAAGGGGAUAUUGCUUUAAGCAACAGGGGAGAGACAACUGAUGAUCGGUUUUGUAUGAGAAGCCUUGAAGCCAUAUCUCUGUGUGAGGUAGGGGACACAAGGAAGGUCUCAAUUCAUGGACAGUUCUGUCCCACCUUGAAAUCUCUUAAGCUUUGUUCUAUGACAGAUCUAAGUGAAGUAGAUUUAACAGGGGUAACCACACUGGAAUGUCUUCUGCUGUUCGACUGUGAAAAGUUGACAAAAGUGUUGAGCAAUUAUAUGCCAGAACUUGAAAUGGUCCACAUAAAAUUAUGCAAGACUAUGACAGAGUUGCCAAAUUUUGGGCAUGUCAGUUGUCUCAAGAGGAUCUAUAUUAGCCGCUGUCGGGAUCUACAGGAUAUAUCAGCAAUUGAAAGAUUGAAGGGACUGGAGAGGAUAUGGAUUGCUUAUUGUCCAAAGCUGAAGAGUAUAAAAGCUAUUGAAGAAUUGAAGGGGUUGAGAAGAAUCUGGAUUGAGGACUGUCCACAGCUGGAGGGUGUAAUUUGUUUUAAAGAAUUGAAGGAGUUGAAGAGAAUCUUCAUUGGGGGUUGUCCGAAGCUGCAGAAUAUAAGGGGUAUUGAAGAAUUGAAAGGACUGAAGGAGAUGAUGAUUGCAGUCUGUCCUAUAAUAAGUGUCGUUGAAAGGUUGCAGAGAUUGCCGUCGGAGCUUACAAUUCUAGCAGGGAGAUGGACGCCAGAUUGGGAAGGACUUGAGUCCAAAUGGACAUCGCUCAUGUCAGAUCUAAAAAAAUUGGGGACACAUUGUUUCUGUGAAAUAAAUUUCUUGUGUCGGGAAAAGGUAGAGGAGACGAUCCACUCGUUUCAUAAAACCCAGCAUUCGCUCAGUAGAAUCAUCUUUUGCGCUCUCGUUUCGGAGCAUGUUUACAUAGGGAGCGAAAUUUUGAUUAGGAGGAAGUUGGUUGGUGAUGGUGCAUUUUUCUCAUUUCGUGAUGGCGGAUGGACGAUAUGUACGUGCGUGGUUAAUGAAGAAAGGCUCUCAAAAUAUGACUCCUGGAUGCCCCAAAUUAGUGUACCAAAAAAAGGGUUUAUAAUGGGAGUGGAGGCAGGUGAAGAAAGGAAAACCAUUCACAUAUUGCAAACCAUAUUUGCUCAACAAUACGUUAACAAUGGCGAAUAUUGUGACCGCGUUAAAAUCGGUUAUGUUUAUUGGCCUAACAAAGAUCAAGAAGAAGAUGAUGGUGUGUAA
Messenger RNA from Cryptomeria japonica (Japanese cedar), 4583 nucleotides. Its product is annotated as disease resistance protein RUN1-like. Gene Ontology annotation, molecular function: ADP binding. Bases 1815 to 4583 code for a protein of 922 amino acids. NCBI's taxonomy places the organism in Eukaryota, Viridiplantae, Streptophyta, Pinopsida, Cupressales, Cupressaceae. The record is from RefSeq and is a predicted model, not a curated record. Gene Ontology annotation, biological process: defense response. The transcript has 5 exons.